UCAGUUCAUCUUCGCUGCCAAGUGUUUCAUUCGUUUCCAGAGUCCGAAGUGCAGACUUUGAGGGCAAAGAGAAUAGCUAAACCUAGAAGCGUGCAAAGAGAAGUUCUCAUUUAUACGAAGCUUUUGAUGUGAUCCUCUCUUUCGAGGUCCGGUAGAACAUCUGCUAGGGUAUUUACCAAUGGAAAUUGCAUCCGAAGGGGGGCCAGGAGAGAACCAUGGAGCUUUGGAGGAUGGAACAACCGAAGAGAAUUCUUCGAGCACUGUUCUCGAUCUCACCAGUUGCCAGCUUCAUGACCUAGAUGGCGUUGAGCUUCUUCAGAGCUUAGUCGAGUUGGAUUUAACCGCCAAUCGAUUAUCGGUCUUGGAUCCUCGAAUAAGUCUCCUCUCGCGGCUUAAAAAGCUCUCUUUGCGCCAAAAUCUCUUCGAGGACGCGGGAAUCGAGCCAAUUUCUGGAUGGGAUUCGCUAUCGGGCCUUGAGGAGCUGGUGCUCAGGGAUAAUAAACUAACGAAAAUACCAGAUGCUAGCAUUUUCAAGAGCCUCCUGGUAUUUGAUGUUUCUUUCAAUGAGAUUUCUUCCUUGAGUGGUUUGUCGAAGGUAUCAAACACACUCAAGGAGCUCUAUGUUUCGAAGAAUGAGGUGACUAAGAUGGAGGAGCUUGAUCACUUACAUGAACUGCAAAUUCUUGAACUUGGUUCCAACAGAUUACGGGUAAUGGAAAAUUUGCAAACCUUAACACUUCUGCAAGAGCUGUGGCUGGGACGGAAUCGCAUCAAAGUAGUUGACCUGUGUGGAUUACAAUGCAUCAAGAAGAUUAGCUUACAGAGCAACCGUUUGACCUCUAUGUUGGGAUUUCAGGAAUGUGUUGCUCUAGAAGAACUAUACUUGAGCCAUAAUGGCAUUGCAAAGAUGGAAGGCCUAUCAACAUUAGUAAAUCUCCGUGUUCUAGAUGUUUCAUCAAAUAAAUUAACAGCUGUGAAUGACAUUGAGCACCUUACAAGGUUGGAGGAUCUAUGGCUUAAUGACAACCAAAUCGCAUCAUGUGAGGGCAUGGAAGUGGCUGUUGCCGGUUCUCGGGAGACACUGACUACUAUUUACCUUGAGCACAAUCCAUGUGCAAGUUCUCCAAAUUACACUUCUAGUCUGAGGCAGAUCUUUCCAAAUAUCCAGCAAAUUGAUUCGGAUGUAUUUUCGUAAGAAUCUUGGUGGCUUUGUACUUAACUGGUUGUUCAAAGAGAGGAUGGUAGAAUGCUGAUUGCCUUCAAAGAGAAAUUGAGCAUUGAUGAUGCAAGUUUGUCAUUUUUCCUUAUGGACUUAACCCCUUGAAUGUUCUAUUUGAAUUCUCAAAGCUUGCAGAAAAAUUAUGUAGAUUGUAGGUUAAAAAUUCUAUUUAGUUCUUUCCGAAGGAUACGGUUGAUCAUAGGCAAAGAAACUAGAGCAACUUGAAGGCCAGGGGCUGUGCGAGUGUUCUGUGCUUGUUUUCAUACAUACAUUAAAAAAGAGGGGAAAAACAAAGAAGCCAAGUUUUGAACUUCCUCAACACUCAUGUAUUUGAGCUUGUGCUUGCCAUGUUGCACGUUGUACUUUAUUUAAGCUUUGUUAUUUCUCAUGCAACUGUGAAAAGUGAUGUUUUUGACCUUCAUAUGAUUUAUUUGGAUCUUGUUUCUUUGUACAA
Macadamia integrifolia is the source of this 1673-nucleotide messenger RNA. RefSeq names its product protein phosphatase 1 regulatory inhibitor subunit PPP1R7 homolog. NCBI's taxonomy places the organism in Eukaryota, Viridiplantae, Streptophyta, Magnoliopsida, Proteales, Proteaceae. The coding region runs from base 179 to 1195 and encodes 338 amino acids. Gene Ontology annotation, molecular function: protein binding. The transcript is spliced from 6 exons. The record is from RefSeq and is a predicted model, not a curated record.